GUUAUUUUCCCACAUCCGGCUAAAAAGUGAAAGCUAAGUUUUCAAUAAAAAUGCCAAGCAAGAAAAAGAAAUACAACUCCAGAUUUCCUCCUGCUCGAAUCAAAAAGAUAAUGCAGAAAGAUGAAGAAGUGGGAAAGGUGGCAGCUGCAGUGCCUGUCAUUAUCUCUCGUGCUCUAGAGUUGUUCAUAGAUUCAUUGAUGGAAAAGACUGCAGCAGUUACAAGGGCGAAGAAUGCAAAAACACUGUCAGCAUCCCAUAUAAAACAAGCCAUCCACUCUGAGAAGACGUUUGAUUUCCUGCGGGACCUUGUGAAAAAUGUUCCAGACCAUCAGACUGAGGAUGAUGCGGAAUAUCCGGGACCAUCCACCAGUGCUGUAAAUACCAUGGUUCCUGAGAAAAAACCCAAGCUUGGCAGGCCAAAGAAGGAGGGAGGGCGAGGCCCGGGCCGACCCAGGAAAGUGAGACCGGAGGAAACUCAGGAGCUUAAGUCUGCCCAGUCUGUUACAGACAGUGAUGAGGAGACUGAGACAGAUGAGGGGGACAACUAUGACAGUGACACAGGGGUGGGACCUUCCCCUCCACCUCCCCAGCCAGACCCCCAGGGAGCCAGGCCAACUGACUUCCUUGUACAAGGAGACCGACGGGACCAAACCUCCACUGCUCAAUACAAUAUUCAUUCUCAUGGUGGGCAAAUGGGUGGCAUAAGACCACCCCUGCCUGUACCUACUAUGUCACAGCAGCCAUUUUGUUCAGGGAACACUGGUAUGACUAUGCCAUCCUCAGCUCAGCAGCAAGGCGGCCAACCACAGGUAUCUUCAGGAGCCUACCACCUACAGGGAGGGCCUCCUUUGCAGCCUGGGAUGAUGAUGCGACCCCCACUACCGCAAGUUACCUCAGCCCCAUUGGUAACCUCAGCUUCUAGCCACAGAGCCCAACAGUCAGAAUCAUCAACAAAACAGUCAGAGACGGCCCAGAGUAAUCCACCUCAGCAUUUUACCCCCCAGCAUUUUCCGCCUGGCUUCCAAGUGCCAAGUAUGCCUUUCCAGCAAUACUCCGGUAUGAUGGGGGGCCAUGGUCAUCAUCCACAGAUGGGCUCAGGUCAUUUUAUGCCACCUCAUUCGAUGCCAGGAAUGCCGGGAUUUCCACCCCAGUUUAUGCCUGCACAGUCGCAUCCCGGCAUGAUGGCACCUAAUAUGGGGAUGCAGGGCCCAAUGAUGAGUUUGCUGUCAGACAUGAGACCCCCUGGACCCCCACCUCUGGUUCCCAUCGGCUCAAUACAGGAGAACCAGGACAAUGACAUGCCUCUCGACAUGUCCAUUAAUAACAAAAACAGAUCUCAAGAAAGGACCACCACAUCUACCAGCCCCAUGGUGACCUUAUCCCAGAUCCCCACCCCCACCUGGGCCCCACCGAGUCUCCCCCGACCCCCACACUUUAAACAGGGAUUUCCAGGGGCAGGGCUGUAUAGCCCCAGGGAACAGGUCCCCAACCCAGGAGGGCCCCAAGGGAUGCCUUAUUUUGGCUCACAGGGACACAUGUCUGACAGCUCAAGUGUUCUUAGUGGUCGUAACAAUAUAAAAACUGUUGAACAGGGAACAGACAAACAUGCUAAAUCAAAAUCUCCACAGCCCAAGGCUGAUGAAGGGGACGAGUUUAAUAGGAAAAAAGACUCCUCAAGUGCUUAUUUACCACAAGACAUUAAAAUGUCAGAAUGUGAUAAUAAAAUACUAAACUUUACGAAGAUCAAUGCCAAUAGAAACAAUUUUGCUGAAAAUGGCAAACAUUCUGAUCUGACCAGUGGUCAAAGGGAUUCUGUAAUUGUGAAAAGUAAAGAGAUACCGGGCAACAAUGUGAACGCAGAAGGGAGGACUGUAUCAUACUCCGGACUGCCCAACUUUAUUAGCCGAUCUAAUGCGAAAGUGGACACUCAUGAAGAUGAUGAUUAUGAUGCAUAAUAAAUAUACAUGGUCUUCUGUGUAUCAAGCUUCUUUGAAAGAAAAUAUGAAAUACACUAGGUUUAAUGACCAAUGCCCUUGCCAAGUAGUGUAAAAUGGCUGGAAUAAUCUUCAAAGAAUGUUCUUUUCUCUCUAAGGGCUAUUCCAUUAAAUCAUAUAACCCCCCGGGUGGAAGGCACUUUUAGAUUAUGCCACCCCCCUCCAGAAGCAAAUUUACCCUUGUGGGAUCAAAAUUAGUGAAAAAAGACACUCACCCAUAUACUAUUUAAAUAAUUGCCUUCCCCCCUGUGGGUUAUAUGUUUUACUGGAAUAGCCCUAAAUUGAAACUGUAACAUUUAGUACUAUUUAGUACUAUUUUAAGAUUAUUUAUAGCUUUAAUCAUAUAAAUAUACAUUGACGUUCAUGCAAGAAUCACUACUGUUAGUGAAGAAACCCACCGAUUGCCUAAAUGAAAAGUUUGGUCAUGGAAGUUAGACUUUUGGCUGAACAGGCCAGAUUUCUUACACAUGUGCUCUGCAUCCUUUUUUUUAACAAGCCCUGCUAUAUAUAAAAUCAAGAAUUUGAGCAAUCCUUUAAUGUGUUGUAAAAGUGCAGGGUUUGUGGGCCUGUGCUAGAUACGACUAUCAGGAUAGUCUUUUUCCACGUUUUAUGUGUUCGUGUGUAAUUUGAAGUAGCAUCUAAAUUUAUUCCAAAUAUAUUAAGAGAUCUGUUUUACAUGAAUAUUUGAAAAUGUGGCAGAAAAUGCUUUAUUUUGGCAAAAAUAUUUAAUAAGGCAAAUUAAAAUUGAUUUUUUUUAACCCUCUUUGUUUUAAAUGACUGUCUCUGUUGCUGUUCGUUUUUAUUCUAAUAUAUUUAUAAAAUGACAUCUUCACAACCUGGAUGGCAACGUAAAAUUUAUGAGCAAGCCCCUUCAAAAUACUAUCAAUCAUUGUAAUGCAUGAGAUAAAAGAAUGGCUUGUAUUAUGAACAGAAAACAAGUUCUUCAAGUCUCCAGAGUAAUAGGGAUUUGAUGUUAAGAACUUGAAAAAUAUAUAAGAAACUAAGUUGCAGUAAAGAUAUUCAAGUAGUGUUAAAUACAUUACUAUGUUUAAAAUAAGCGCCAUGAUUGUUACACUUCUGUUAUUAUUGUACGAAAAAAGUGAAGAAUGUCUAAAAAAUAAUGUUAAUGAUUUUGAUUGGAGUAAGCGUUUUAAGCAUUUGUUGAUGUUUUGAAUAAAGUUCUACCAAACUGA
Molecule: messenger RNA, 3187 nt
Organism: Mya arenaria
Lineage: Eukaryota; Metazoa; Mollusca; Bivalvia; Myida; Myidae
Product: basic salivary proline-rich protein 1-like
Exons: 8
Coding region: 51-1955 (634 amino acids)
Biological process (GO): positive regulation of transcription by RNA polymerase II; transcription by RNA polymerase II; negative regulation of transcription by RNA polymerase II
Cellular component (GO): nucleus; negative cofactor 2 complex
Molecular function (GO): transcription corepressor activity; protein heterodimerization activity; core promoter sequence-specific DNA binding
Source: RefSeq, a predicted model, not a curated record